Molecule: messenger RNA, 2046 nt
Organism: Candidozyma haemuli
Lineage: Eukaryota; Fungi; Ascomycota; Pichiomycetes; Serinales; Metschnikowiaceae
Exons: 1
Coding region: 1-2046 (681 amino acids)
Biological process (GO): intracellular iron ion homeostasis; transmembrane transport
Cellular component (GO): vacuolar membrane; endosome
Molecular function (GO): siderophore-iron transmembrane transporter activity
Source: RefSeq, a predicted model, not a curated record
AUGCCAGUGCUGGAAGAGAAAGUCUACGACACUCAGGAGAUUGUAAAAAAUGAAUCAAACAGCAUAGAAGCUGAGAUUGACAAGGCAGCAGAGUCUGACGUCGCCUCGGAAGCUGCAAGCCAGCCUGUGGCUGUCAAGUCUUUUGGUAUCCGUAAGGCAGAACUCGAACUUGCCCAAAUGACCAACCGCUGGCACAAGCUCUUCUAUUUCUUCACGCUUUUCGUUGGAAUGUAUGUGAUGGUGGUGGAGAUGUUUGCCAAAAACGUGUUUAUCGGUUAUGCUACCAACUCAUACAAGGAGCACUCGCUCAUGUCCACUAUUACGACCAUAGGCCAAGUGGCUAUGGCGGCAUCGUUGCCAUUUUUUGCCAGAGCCUCAGAUGUGUUUGGUCGUCUUGAGAUGUUUCUUGUGGCUAUGGUGUUUAAAACGAUGGGCACUAUUAUCCAGAGUCAAGCUGUGAAUAUCCAAAGGUUUGCUGCUGGUACAGUGUUCUAUUCUAUUGGAAGCUCUGGAAUGGUGCUUGUGUGGCAGGUUAGUAUUGCAGAUGCAUCUACUUUGAAAUGGAGAUUCAUGGCACUUUCUGCCUUGUGUUUGGCCUCGGUUAUCAACACUUGGUCUAUUGGAGAAAUCACCUCUUCUAUCUUGCUGAGACACUCAUGGAGAUUUGGUAUUGCUCUUUGGGCGUUUACUACUCCGUUAGUAUGCAUGCCAUAUAUGGUGACUUAUGCCCAUGUGGUAUGGAAGGCUAGAAAGACAGAGACGUGGAUAGAAAUCUCCAACCAAAAGAAGGAUGAGUUCCUUGAAGGAAGUGCAACUGCAAGAAGGUACUACAACGAACUCGAUACUCGCCUGUCGUUAACCCGCAAGUUGCCUAUUAGGGUGAAGAUAUUCAUGCUCCAUUUCGUGAAGACUUUACGGAUUGUGCUUUGGGAUAUGGAUCUUAUUGGGUGUCUUUUGAUCGGUGUGAUUCUUGGGCUUUUCUUGGUGCCUUUGACUCUUGCUGGAGGUGUAAGCACCAAAUGGAAACAAGCUUCAACAAUUGUUCCUCUUGUAAUGGGGUUCGUUACUAUUCCUAUCUUCAUUCUCUGGGAAAGCAAACUCACCAAAAGACCAUUGCUUCCUUGGACACUCAUGAAGGAUAGAGGUAUAUGGGGUGCUUUCGGUGUCAGUCUUCUCAGUACGUUGAUUAGCAACACUCCAGGCAGUUAUGCUUAUCCCGUUUUGCUCGUUGGAAUGAAUGCUUCAGUCACAGUUGCAACGAGAACUCCAACCUUGAACUCGUUCACUGAGGGUAUUACAGUUCCUAUCGUUGGUCUCAUGUUGACCAAGGUGAGAAGAACCAAGGCAUUUAUCAUGUCUGGAGACGCCAUUAUGCUCAUUGCUAUGGGCCUUUUUGUUCACUUCAGAGGAUCAAACGACGGCUUAAACGCUAAGUACUACCGUGAUGGUGUUGCUGCUGCUAUGUGUGUUUCAGGCGUAGCACAAGCCAUGUUCUACAGACUCACCACGACUUCUGUCCAAUCAUGCACUAAUCACGAAUACAUGGGUCCAGUGACAGCCAUCUUUGGUACAUUCAUCACCAUUGGAUCAGCUUUUGCCAGGAGUAUCUCUGGAGCCAUUUGGACCCAGGAAAUGUAUUCAGCCAUUUACUCAGAAAUGGAAAAGUUGGAUGUCGAUACUUCCCUAGCAAUGAGUGCCUACGCCACGCCAUAUGACUUUAUUAAGGAAUACGCUUGGGGUUCUGAUCCAAGAAAAGCAGUUAGUCUUGCUUACGCUUCAGUCCAACGGAAGCUAUGCAUAGUAGCUAUUUGUCUUUGUGUGCCCAUGCUUGGAUUCAUCCUUUUGUUAAGAGACCAUCGCUUGGAGGAUACCCAGAACUUGGAUGAUCUUAAGGCAGUUGGCGAUAUUGGAGACCAAGAGAAGGCAAUGAAGGUUGCAAAGAGAGAUAAGGCACAGAUUGUCUUCAAGAACGAUAAGGACUAUAUUUUGAUCUGGCUCAAGAGGUUGGUCGGGGUCAAAACCAGGGACUACAAGGAGGAUAAUUAA